AUGGCAUCUCAGAGGAUCGCCUCCGCACUCGCGGAGAUUGAGUCGUCCACCAACCCACAGACUAAGCUCCAGCAGUACACCAACCUUCUCUCCGAGAUCACAUCCACAUCAUCCGAGCAUGAGCUUGGCCAAGACCUGAUUUACUACCUUGACUCGGUACUCAGCGAAGAAAUCAGCAUCGUAGCGGCCCGACCGCUCCUCGAUUCCUUCAUCGCCGUCCUCCAGAAACUCACCCCAGAAACGCAGAUCAAAGUCGGCCAGCAUGCAGUAACGCUGCUCCAAUCUCGCUCCUCAUCCGUCGAGGAGCAAGAUUCCCAGAUUCGUGAGAUCCUCGCAGACGCAUACGAGUCCCAGGAGGAUUACGCGGCAGCCGCACGGGCACUACAAGGCAUCCACAUCGACAGUUCACAGAGACUUGUCUCGGACGCUGCCAAGGUGCGGCUAUGGAUCCGGAUAGUACGACUAUACCUGGAGGAGGACGAUACGACCAGCGCAGAGGGGUUCCUGAACAAGAUCAAGAACUUGCCUAGCAAGAUCGAGGACCACGAGCUGAAGCUCCAUUUCAAGCUGUCUCAGGCCCGGAUCCUCGAUGCGCGACGGCGGUUCCUGGAUGCGAGCCAGGAAUAUUUCAACGUCAGUUUGGCUGGUGGGGUGGAUGAGAGCGAUCGGCUACAGGCGCUUGCUGCUGCGAUUCGGUGUGCGGUCCUUGCCCCGGCGGGACCGCAACGCUCUCGCAUCCUCGCUACGUUGUACAAGGACGACCGUGCGACUUCCGUUGAGGAGUUUGGGAUUCUUGAAAAGAUGUUCCUGGAUAGGCUCUUGGAUCCAGCUGAGAUUGCUGCCUUUUCUGAACGACUGGCUCCACACCAAUUGGCUCGGACGGCGGACGGCACCACAGUGCUUGACAAGGCUGUCGUCGAACAUAACCUCGUCGCCGCCAGUAAACUUUACGAGAACAUCACGACGGACGCACUAGGUGCGAUCCUGGGUCUCAAGGAGAGCGGAGACAUGACGGCGGGCGAAAAGGCGGAGGCCUACGCGGCGCGAAUGGUCGAGCAGGGUCGACUGAACGGUAGCAUUGACCAAAUCGCCGGUGUGAUCUACUUUGACUCGAGCAAGGGCGGGUCUGCCACUGCAACGGGACGACAUAUCCGACAGUGGGAUGCGGGGGUGCAGGGUCUCGCGGAGGAUGUGGAACGGGUUGCAGUUAGUAUUACAGAUGCGUUUCCGGAGUUUUCUGUGGGACAGAUGGUGCGAUAG
Aspergillus viridinutans is the source of this 1260-nucleotide messenger RNA. Its product is annotated as COP9 signalosome complex subunit 4. The record is from RefSeq and is a predicted model, not a curated record. NCBI's taxonomy places the organism in Eukaryota, Fungi, Ascomycota, Eurotiomycetes, Eurotiales, Aspergillaceae. The transcript has 2 exons. Bases 1 to 1260 code for a protein of 419 amino acids. Gene Ontology annotation, cellular component: cytosol; COP9 signalosome.